Molecule: messenger RNA, 724 nt
Organism: Juglans regia (Persian walnut)
Lineage: Eukaryota; Viridiplantae; Streptophyta; Magnoliopsida; Fagales; Juglandaceae
Exons: 6
Coding region: 1-567 (188 amino acids)
Source: RefSeq, a predicted model, not a curated record
AUGGGGAUGAGAGUAAUCAUUAGAGAUCAUAAUGGAUGGGUUAUAGGUGCACUCAGGGCAUCUUGGCUAAUCAUAGACAACCCUUUUGAUGCUGAAGCUCAGGGGCUCCUACUAGCAGCAGUCUUUUGCAAUGAAAUUGGUUUGAAGCAGAUAAGAAAAUGUAAUUAUGAGAGACUAAUAUUUGUGGAUGAAGAUGAUUUGCUUCCAGAUUUUGGGGAGAUGAAAUGGAGAAUUUACAACACUGCCCCUGCCGCCUAUCCCGCGACUCCCACUUUCCUUUCAGAAUCUCCUCUCUCUCUCUUUGAUCUCUCUAACCCUCGCAGUCGCCGCUCUCUCUCCCGCUCUGUAGUUCGUCCGUCGUAUGCCGUCAGGACUCAGGAAAUUCUUCAUCGCCGUGAAGUCCGUCGCACGCCUAGUUUGUCGCCGAAGCUCAAGGCGAAGCAAACGCCAAUGAAUUUGUGGUGGGCUCUGCAGGGACUUCUGCAAAUGGAAGAGCAGCUGGGUGUAGUAAGGAGAUUUCCGAGUGCAGAGAAGGAAACGAAGAGCCAGAAGAUAAUGUUUUUGUGAAUGAGGAUUAUAUCUACACCAACUCUUUUCCUUAGAUAAUUUAUCUCCUUGUAAUGUAAAUUUGCUUUCAAUGGAUCAUUUUGUAGCUUGAGUCCAAACAUUUGUUGUUUAAGUUUAUGCACGGAAAAUUAUUAAUUUUUAAUACUAUUUAUAAUCU